AUUUAAUUACUGUUUUGUCUUCUUAAAGACACAUCUAUUCUUCUUCGUCUUCUUUCACCCAUCGUCUUCUCUCUCUCUCUCUCAAGCAGAGUUUUUGACUCAUUAAAAUGAACGAGUCGUAUUUAGAAUCGACGAAGACGGCAGUCAAAUUCAACCUUUAUCGAUGAAAAGGUCUAUCUUUUCCACCGUGGCGUAUCCCGUCACCGUCGCCGUUAUCUCAAUCGUCGUCUUCUUCCUCCCGAUUCCCGCCGCCGCUUUAGGCUCAGGCUCAACUUACGCCGUCGUGUACGGCUCCGACACCGUCUGCGCCUUAAUCUCCGGCCAACCCACGCAGCGUAUCCUCUGCUACAACACCCGCCUCCGUACCAACCUCACUCUCAACCCCGGCGUCUCCUUCUCCUCGAUCGCCGCCGGUGAGAAUUUCCUCUGCGGCGUACGCUCCGGCGGUUACAGCCUCCUCUGCUGGGACGACAUCGGAAGCUACACUCUGAAACCGAAGCGAAUCUACUACAACGACAACGUUUUGCUCGAGAGUCUCUCCGUCGGCGAUGGUCAAAUCUGCGCCACCGUUAACGGCACAAACGCCGUGAAAUGCUGGAGAAACGAUCCGUCAACGCCUCCGAACGAGGGAUUAAAAUCAAUUUCCUCCGGCGUUGGGUUCUCAUGCGGCGUCUCCGUUCGAAAUAACCGAGUCCUCUGCUGGGGAAAAGAUCCGGUUAAAUCCGGUCAGAUCCAAACCGGAUUCGGAAACCAAACGAUGGUUAGCAUAUCAGCCGGGGAGUCGCACGCUUGCGGGUUAAACUCCACGGGGAGUUUGAUCUGCAUCGGAAGAAACGAAUCGGGUCAGCUCAAUGCUCCAUCGGGUCAACCUUAUCUCUACUCGGAUCUCUCUCUCGGGUCGAACUUCACUUGCGCGACGCGAAGCUCGAACAGCUCUGUGACUUGCUGGGGAGGAGGAGCGGAGAGGUUCAACAAUGUAACCGAAAAGAUCUCAUUCGAGUCAGUUACAUCCGGGUCGGGUCUAAUCUGCGGGUUGAUAUCCGGUAACCUCUCGGUCAUGUGUUGGAGCCCUAAUAACUUCUCAAGAAUCUUCCUUCCUUUCCCAGAUAUCUUACCAGGUCCUUGCGUUGAAUCAUCUAUUUGCAAAUGUGGUGUGUAUCCACGAUCUGAUCAGCUAUGCUCCGGCUCGGGUUCGAUCUGCAGCAAAUGCAAAAUCUCACCUCCUCCACAACCACCAUCACCACCACCACCACCACCGUCAGAUUCAUCUCCAUCUCCAUCUCCGCCGCCGUCGAAGGCGUUAACGAGAGGAUUACUAGCGUUUGCGAUCGUUGGAUCAGUAGGAGCGUUUGCAGGGAUAUGCAGUGUGGUGUACUGUUUGUGGACCGGAGCUUUCUUGGGGAAGAAGAAAGUUCAUAACUCGGUUCAACCGACGAUAACCCGCGGCGGUUCGAGUACCCGGUCAAGCAGCUCGCCGCCUUCUCGGUCCUUGACGAUAAGACGUCAAGGAUCGAGAAUAUUUUCGAUGAGAAGACAAAGAAGCGGUACAUCGUCAAUGAAACACGCGGAUAAAGCCGAAGAGUUCUCCUUCUCCGAGCUCGCUUCUGCCACCGGAAACUUCUCCUUAGAGAACAAGAUCGGCUCCGGGAGCUUCGGUGUUGUCUACAGAGGCAAACUCAGCGACGGGAGAGAAGUCGCGAUAAAACGCGGCGAAGUAAACGCGAAACUGAAGAAGUUUCAGGAGAAAGAAACCGCGUUUGACUCGGAAAUCGCGUUUCUAUCGAGGCUUCACCACAAGCACUUGGUGAGGCUCGUUGGCUACUGCGAGGAACGAGAGGAGAAGCUUCUGGUUUACGACUACAUGAAGAACGGUGCGCUUUACGACCAUCUCCACGACAAGAACAACGUGGAGAAACACAGCAGUUUGGUCAACUCGUGGAAAAUGCGGAUCAAAAUCGCGUUGGACGCGGCUAGAGGGAUCGAGUAUCUACACAACUACGCCGUGCCGCCGAUUAUUCAUAGAGAUAUCAAGUCAUCGAACAUCUUGCUCGACUCUAAUUGGGUCGCUAGGGUUUCCGAUUUCGGGUUGUCGUUAAUGGGUCCGGAGCUAGGGAAAGAUCACCAGCACCCUCCCAUGAAAGCUGCUGGAACGGUCGGGUACAUUGAUCCGGAAUAUUACAGUCUCAAUGUUUUAACCGACAAGAGUGAUGUCUACGGGUUAGGAGUUGUGUUGUUGGAACUGUUGACCGGUAAAAGAGCGAUUUUUAGGAACGGUGGGGAUGUGGAAGAAGGGUGUGUCCCGGUGCAUUUGGUGGAAUACUCUGUUUCGGCGAUUACUAUGGGUGAGCUGGGUCGGGUUUUGGAUCCUAGAGUUGGAUCGCCGGAGGUAGGGGAAGGAGAUGCGGUGGAGCUGGUGGCUUAUACGGCGAUGCAUUGUGUGAAUGCGGAAGGGAGGAAUCGGCCGACAAUGACUGAUAUUGUCGGAAAUUUGGAGAGAGCAUUGGAGUUGUGUGGAGAUAGUCAUGGGAGCAUCUCUAGUGGCAUUUGCUCUAUUGCCUCCGAAAUUGAAAGAGAUUAAACUAUUUUUACAUAGAUGAUUUUUUUUUACCUGAGGAUUUUAUUUAUUUUUAUAGUUUUUUUUGGCUUUUCUUGGAUAAUUGUUUUUGUAAUUAAUCAUUAGUGGUAGUUGCUUAGGAGAAUUUGAAUAUUCAAUAUUCGUGGUCUAACCUUUUGGUUGGGAAAUGUAUAAUCUGGACAG
Molecule: messenger RNA, 2758 nt
Organism: Brassica oleracea var. oleracea
Lineage: Eukaryota; Viridiplantae; Streptophyta; Magnoliopsida; Brassicales; Brassicaceae
Product: putative serine/threonine-protein kinase-like protein CCR3
Exons: 1
Coding region: 164-2578 (804 amino acids)
Biological process (GO): protein phosphorylation
Molecular function (GO): ATP binding; protein serine/threonine kinase activity
Source: RefSeq, a predicted model, not a curated record